ACACGCACGAAGUCACAGAGACAAGAGAAAAAGAGAGAGAGAGAUGAACGAAAUCAAAGGGAAAAGCAAAGGAAAUUAGAGAGAAGAACAAUUGGAAUUGUAAAAACAAAGUAAUCCAAAGUUUGAUUAAAGCAGCUUAACCUUCAUCUCCUGCUAAAGCCACCAGCAAUCACUAUCUCUAUCUCAACUUCAAGGAAUAGCAAGAUCAAAUCCCAAACUUCCAAUCCAAUCCAAUCCACUCGCAAUCUCACUUCUCAUUGUACAAAACAACUCAAUCCACAAAGAAGACAAUGAAGAUGUCGGCGUUGCAGCAGAGCUACCUCAAUCCGCGGAGGACCAACAGUUUUAGAGCCUCAACUCCUCUCGAUUCUUCUUCUGACGCCGUUCUCAAAUCUCCAGCCGCUAUAUUCUGGUUAAUCCUCCAUGCUCUAUGCUGUCUCAUCAGCCUCGUCCUUGGAUACCGAUUCUCUCAUCUUGUCUUUUUUCUCCUCUUCUCAACUUCCUCAAUCAACCAUCUCUACAUCUCCUCUCCUUUCCGAACAGCUUCCGACAUCGCUGGAGCAUUAACCACUACUCGGACAAAUACCGGAUCUCCAGCCAACACAACAGGGAUUCCCAGCAGCAGAGUUGUCGUCGGUAGGCAUGGAAUUUUGAUCCGACCUUGGCCUCAUCCAGAUCCAGUCGAAGUCAUGAAGGCUCAUCGUAUAAUCGAGAGAGUUCAGAGGGAGCAGAGGCUACAAUUCGGUAUUAAAAACCCCAAAACUGUCAUAGCCAUCUCCCCAACGUAUGUAAGGACUUUCCAGGCUCUACAUCUCACUGGUGUAAUGCAUUCCUUGAUGAAUGUACCGUAUGAUGUUAUAUGGAUAGUUGUCGAAGCCGGUGGACCUACCAACGAGACUGCUUCACUGAUUUCCAAGUCGGGACUUAGAAUUAUCCAUGUUGGAUUCAACACGAAGAUGCCAAUUUCAUGGGAGGAUCGACAUAGGGUGGAGGCGGAUAUGCGAGUACAUGCCCUCAGAAUUGUGAAACAAGAUAGGCUAGACGGGAUUGUGAUGUUUGCUGAUGAUAGUAAUAUGCAUAGCUUGGAACUUUUUGAUGAGAUCCAGAAGGUUAAAUGGAUUGGUGCUGUAUCUGUUGGUAUUCUUCUCCAUUCGAGUGAUCCAGAUGAAGUACUAAAUGCAACUUCAAGAGUGAACGAGGAAGAGGAGGGAAAUCGUGACAUGCCUGUACUGGGUCCAGCUUGUAACUCGUCUGAAUCUUUGGUGGGAUGGCACACUCUCAAUUGGCUCCCUUACACAAGAGUUUCUAAUUAUGUUGGUGAAAGGGGAGUUGUACUUCCCAGGAAGCUGGAAUGGGCAGGCUUUGUUCUAAAUUCGAGAUUGGUUUGGAAAGAAGCAGAAGAUAAACCAGAGUGGGUCAAUGAUCUAGAUGACAUAGCAGUGAACGGAAAGGACAUGGAGAGCCCCUUGGCUCUGGUGAAGGAUCAAUCAGUGGUGGAACCCCUUGGGAGCUGCGGGCGCAAGAUUUUGCUAUGGUGGCUUCGGGUUGAAGCUCGCGCAGACAGCAAGUUUCCUGCCAGUUGGAUUAUUGAUCCUCCUUUGGAAGUAACCGUGAUGGCAAGAAACACACCAUGGCCAGAUGCCCCACCCGAACUCCCAUCUACUGAACGCGCAAUUGGCAUGGACGAAAACAAAGAGGAGGAGAAACAAGCUUCAAAAACUCGAUCUCGAAGUAGAUCAAGACGAAGCUCAAGAAGGAAGCGAAAGCACGAAGCAGAAACAACAACAGAUACUACUACAAGGGUGGCAGAGAGGAGGCACCCGGGUGAAAAAUAAAGAAGUUGGAUUUUAUUUUUUUCAAAAUUUUGAGAAGAAAAGUAAGAAAAUUCCACGCAGAAUUAUAAGGUAAAAAUUGGUCUUCUUCUCGUGUUCAUAUGUUGAGAACUAGAAGCGAUGAUAUACGAUGGCAAUCAUCAUCAUUAUCAUCGAGUUAUAGACAUUACAGAAUUGUGAUGAAAAUUUUAGAAACUACAGAGUGCUUUGUUUUGUUUCGUUUGUAACAAAAUGAAAUCUAUUAUUGUU
Molecule: messenger RNA, 2081 nt
Organism: Impatiens glandulifera
Lineage: Eukaryota; Viridiplantae; Streptophyta; Magnoliopsida; Ericales; Balsaminaceae
Product: beta-1,4-xylosyltransferase IRX14-like
Exons: 3
Coding region: 291-1835 (514 amino acids)
Biological process (GO): plant-type secondary cell wall biogenesis; glucuronoxylan biosynthetic process
Cellular component (GO): Golgi membrane
Molecular function (GO): xylosyltransferase activity; galactosylgalactosylxylosylprotein 3-beta-glucuronosyltransferase activity
Source: RefSeq, a predicted model, not a curated record